AUGGCGACUCCGACAUCCCACCCAAACCCCCAAACCGCCCAAAAACAGCCCGCGGCUUCCCACCUCACGCCAGCCUCGGCGGGCUCUCCACCAGCUCCUUCCUCCUCGCACUCGCGCUCAGUCACCUCGCCAGCUUUUUCCGCCCUCAAGGCUCCCGCCCGCCAGUUCCACCACCGCAAUGGUUCCGCGCAAAUACCCGGCAGCACGCCCAGAGGCGGUCCUGGUACGCCAAGACCAGGAACGACGAGCUCUACAGAAUCGCCUGCUGCGACGGCAGCAGCUGCCAUGCUGAUGGAUCCGCAGUAUGGCUUUACAAACGGUGCGGGUUUGGGGCUGGGAUUCACGCCGAGAGGGACAGGCUUCACGCCUGUGGCUAUGCAGAUGACGGGGAGUAGUGGGGGUAUCAACAGCAUUCUAGCUGCCCAAGAUCAAGAAGAGGAAAGGAAGAGAAGAAUGGAGGCUGUGGUAGCUAUGGUAGCGGGGAGGUGGGGCUUCGUGAGUCAAGAGGGUGUGGAGAGGUGUGCUAAGAGACUGGGAUUGGAUGCACUUUGGGAGGAUGGAAUGGGGGAAGGGAAGAGAAUGUUGACAAUUGCCGGGACUGCAAUGCUUCUCGAGGUGGGGUUUGAAGCGGAGGAAGUAAUGGGUUGCGUGUUGACUUUUCCGGGUAGUGGAGAGGAUGUUGGGCGGAGGGCAGCCAGAGGGGCACAGGUGCUGAGAAGGGAUUUGAAAGGAGAAGGGUAUGUAGGGUUGGAAGGGUUUGUGGAGAAUAUGGAAAUCCUAGGGAGGAUGGAUCGACUGGGUGGGGAGAAGAUCAGCUGUUUUGAUGCUACGGAUGGAGUGUUUAAAUGCCUGGAGAAACUGUGGAGGUUGGAGACUGAGAGGGAGAAGCGACAAGGGAAAGAAGUGGUGGAAGAGGAGGUCAUGUGCCGGAGCAGUGGGAGACCGAGGAUGCAUGCGAGGGGACGAGUAGGCGUGGCAUUGCAAUACUGGAUGGAGAGGAGGCUGUUGCUCGGAGUGGAGGAGAAGGCAGACGAAAUGGACAUUGACAACAAGGAAGCUGGCGAGGUGGACGACCAAACGGACAUCUGGUCAGCAAUCAUUGAAUGCGAAGCCUCUUCCGCCGAGCUUUAUCCUGCGAUCAGAGUCUCGGAUGCCUGGGUGUCUGAAGCCGUCGAGAAGCCAGCACCAGCAGAAUCUAACGACCUACCUGGCAACGACUCAUCAAUCGAUUGGCAAGACCCUCCCCCGACGCUCCUGCCCCCAGACGAGCAAGGAGAGAGCGGCGUCGCAGUCACAGAAGCAAAUCAUCUCCAGCAACCCAAACCACCAGAUGUCCGCUUCGUCGCUAAGUUCGAACCGCCAGUGGUUCUGCCCUUGCCAACAGCCAUACAAGUCCAGAACUCUGUUGGCGCGCCAAUAUCCCCGGAAUUGAUCCUACCCACCACCUACGAAAGCCUACUACUUGCGGGAAGUGAAGUCCAGAACCCCCCCAGCGACCCUCGCACCAUGGAAAAGACAGUCAUGCGCUAUGACUCGGCCACUGACACAUCGACCUCACAUAUACACAAAUACAGCUUGUUCCCUCAACAGCAAGAUUGGGCAAGCGCGAUCACGCACCUCCCAUUUAGCCACCCAAGACAGAUCGUUGCCGUUCUGCCUAUACUACGCCAAUGGGCUCUGACAGGCGGUAUCCUUCGCCGGGCGUUCGACUGUGACAAAGAACCUACUCCACCGAAAGCAAACGGCCAGUCGACCUCCCAAGAUCAGCCCUCCGAGCCAACAACCUUUCAAACGCUCGACGCUGAGCUUGCUGCCUUCAUGUCCUCACCUCUGCCAAACGCCCCUAAGCCACCCUCAGACAAGGUGAGGGAAGUGCAGAUCACGUUCAAGGCUACGCCUGUGCCCCAGUUCCAAGUCAAUUUCCCAAAUCCACGCUACGGUGGUAAAUUGGCUGGCUUGAAUUUCAUGAUCGGGUUGAAUGGAAUCAUUGGUGGUGUGGACGUGCAUGAUGGAAGCCCUGAUUGGGGCAGUAACGGUGCUGCAAACGCGGAGGCAGAUGAAAAGGGACAGGAGAGGGUGAGGAUGAGGGAGGAAGUGAGGAAGGUAUUGGAGGUUGGGGAGAGCGUUGGGGUCGCUGUUGAGUGGAUGACCAGAUAG
Molecule: messenger RNA, 2157 nt
Organism: Letharia columbiana
Lineage: Eukaryota; Fungi; Ascomycota; Lecanoromycetes; Lecanorales; Parmeliaceae
Exons: 1
Coding region: 1-2157 (718 amino acids)
Biological process (GO): regulation of transcription by RNA polymerase II
Cellular component (GO): mediator complex
Molecular function (GO): transcription coregulator activity
Source: RefSeq, a predicted model, not a curated record